Venturia canescens is the source of this 1728-nucleotide messenger RNA. RefSeq lists its product as uncharacterized. Bases 1 to 1728 code for a protein of 575 amino acids. The record is from RefSeq and is a predicted model, not a curated record. The transcript is spliced from 4 exons. NCBI's taxonomy places the organism in Eukaryota, Metazoa, Arthropoda, Insecta, Hymenoptera, Ichneumonidae.
AUGGAUCGCCGAAGAUUCAACUUUCAACGAAGUAACGAGGUAGCAGCCGUAUUUUCAACCACUGCCGAUGGAGAGAUUCCGGAAUCAGAAGCUUACACCAGAUAUCGUAUGGCUAUCCGCGAAAACGAUCACGGAAAUGUCAUUCUUCUGGGAAGGCUUCUCUUUCAACAGUGGGCAGUAGAUAAUUAUGUGAAAGUCGAAAAGGAUCGCAUACAAUUUAUAAAACAAAAUCAAGCAAAAAUACGUGCUGAAACUUACUCCGGAUUAGUAGAUUAUCUAGAUACUACUGCACACGCUGCAGAUGCACGGGUCGGAAAAAUAGUCAUCUUACCCUCCACAUUUAGUGGUUCACCGCGAAAUAUGAUGCAACACUACCAGGAUGCCAUGGGAAUUGUACGAAAAUUCGGAAAACCGGAUCUCUUUAUUACGAUGACUUGCAAUCCAAAUUGGCGCGAGAUAAAGGAAAACCUUCUUCCUGGUCAACAACCAUCUGACAGACCAGAUCUCUCAGCUCGUGUUUUCGAUAUGAAGAAAAAACAUUUACUCGAUUUAAUCGUUCGAAAAAAAUUCUUUGGGGAAUCAAACGCAUUCGUGUAUACAAUUGAGUCACAGAAGCGUGGUCUGUUGCAUAUUCAUCUAUUGGUGACAUUAAAGAACAAAUUAUCGACGCCAGAACAGGUCAACGGAUGCAUCUCUGCUGAAAUUCCUGAUCCAGAUGUAAAUCCUGAUUUGCAUCGAAUUGUUAUGGGCAAUAUGAUCCAUGGACCUUGUGGCGCAUGGUGCGAAGUGAACGGAAAAUGCUCCAAACACUUUCCAAAACCAUUUCGAAAUGAAACUACGAUGGAUGCGGACGCUUAUCCAUACUAUCGUCGAAGAGAUACUGGAGAUACGAACGUCGUGGAGGACACGUCGUCGACAAUCGAUGGGUCCAUCACAGCUCCAAAGUACUUGUACAAAUACAUUUUCAAAGGACAUGAUGCAGCUGCUAUUCAGAUAACAAACAGAGAAGACGGAGAAAAUGAAGAACGCGUUAUUAAUCACGAUGAAAUUACAGAUCACGUUGAAGCUCGUUACGUAGGACCGAACGAAGCAAUUUGGCGUAUUUUUGAUAAGAAAAUGCAAGAGAAAAGCCAUCCAGUAAUACGCCUUCCGGUACAUUUACCUAACAAGCAUAAUAUAACAAUUCCGGUAGAUAUGAACAAUGACGGAAUAAGAAAUGCUAUGAGUCAGAUAGGUAUGCUGAACGAUUAUUUCGCGUUAAAUUUUCGCGAUGAAUUUGCGAGACAGUUUAUAUAUCCAGACAUUCCAUCAUAUUAUGUGUUUAAAAGAUCAAAAGUCGAUGGACAAACAGUUUGUAGGUGGGAAAAGCAACAACGUAGACAUGAUGCAUUCGGACGAAUGUAUUCGGUUAAAGGAGCCAAGAGUUUUGAUGAUUUGAGGACUAUUAAUGGCCAAGUUUGCGAAACUUUUAUCGCAACAUGUUUAGCUCUAGGUUUGAUCGAAGACGACGACGAGUGGAAGAAAGUAUUGGAAGAAGCUGCUAUUUGGAUGAUGCCUGGAUUACUCCGAAGACUAUUUGUAAGAAUACUGGUUCACUGUCAACCAAUAUAUCCGGAAAAACUUUGGGAAGAAUUCAAAGAAAAAUUGUCAGAGGAUUAUGCGAGACACAUAUUGGGAUGUAACGAGCUCAAAGAAAGACGUAUUCCCAAAUCGCUCGGAUGCUUAUAA